UAUUUUAACCCCGCGGUCGUACAGGUAAACAAUAGAUGUGACAACUGUCGAUCUGUCAUCCCGCCAGAAGAGAUAAGAAGCAAUGGCAUCGUACUUUGAUGAACACAACUGCCAGCCUCUGCGACAAGGGGAAACCCCAGACCACUUUCUCCACAUGGCUCGCCUCCUACUUCAUGGAGGUUACUGGCAGAACUUGCAGCUGGAAUUCUCACAGAUUGUUGGCUUUGGGGAGAAGCCUCCACCUCCUGCAUCCAAAGAAUUUGUUGAGGGUCUUGAGACAAUUAUUGUGAAGAAGAAUGGUGGCCAGUGCCCAGUGUGUCUCAAAGAAUGGUCUGAAGGGGAUGAGCAGAAGCAGCUGCCUUGCCAACACAAGUUUCAUCCCACCUGUAUCUUGCCAUGGCUGGAGAAAGUCAGUAAAUUAAUGACCAACUCGUGUCCAAUGUGUCGUCAUGAGGUUCCUACAGAUGAUGAAGACUAUGAGGAAUAUCGAAGGCAGAAGAAAAGAGCCAAGGACAGGGAGGCAGAACUAGAAAUACUUCACGACUCAAUGUUUUCUUGAAGUGCAAUAUGAAUAAAUGUAAAAGGGAAAGAAAAGGAUGUCUUUAUAUAAAGAUUUUAAUGUCUUCAUUGUUAUUUAAUUAUUGUAACUGACAUUCUCAUUCAAAUAUCUCUUGGAUCUUUAUUUCCAGUAAUAUAUACUUAGGCAUUUUCUUUGUCAUAUAUCAGUAUCUAUAUUCUGCUGGUAAGUAGAUUGUUAUAAUUUUUCAGAUUCUUUUAUAAGUAAAUUUACUUAUGAAAUGCAUUAAUGGUCAUAUGCUGGUGCAAAUGUAAGAAAAAAAUCUUUUUGGAAGAUAUAACUUUGGAACUGAUGACUGAUACUUAAUAAAUUAUAACAAAUCUUAA
Penaeus monodon (black tiger shrimp) is the source of this 903-nucleotide messenger RNA. RefSeq names its product E3 ubiquitin-protein ligase RNF181-like. Gene Ontology annotation, molecular function: ubiquitin protein ligase activity. The record is from RefSeq and is a predicted model, not a curated record. The coding region runs from base 83 to 559 and encodes 158 amino acids. Gene Ontology annotation, cellular component: cytoplasm. Gene Ontology annotation, biological process: protein ubiquitination. The transcript has 6 exons. Lineage: Eukaryota; Metazoa; Arthropoda; Malacostraca; Decapoda; Penaeidae.